AUGCAGGAAGAAGGGCCUGGAGGGAGUGGGCCUUUUAGUAUGGGCAGUGCCAGAAGAGAGGCAAGGGAGCACAUGCCCUCCCAAAGGAGAUUUCCCCUCACUUGCUCCCUGCCCCAAUUGCUGGACCCCUGUCAUUAAGAUAUACUGCUAUUUUUCUUCAGAGGUGUGUGACACAGCCAGUGGCAGACCUACAUUUCAGGGGUCCUGAAGCUUGUGCUAUAAUGGAGGUCCGUUUGCAACCAGAAACAAGGUCUGGGUAACCACUGUUCUCUUCUACAAUGGGUUGUUCUGUUAAAAAACAACUAUUGCAUCUCAAAUUUUGAAUAAAAUUACUGUAUUAUCUCACAUGUCAAAGUGUGAAGAAAAAAUCCUUAUGCCUUAUAGUUUUCUUGCCUAUGCCUUAUAGUUUUCAAGUUAUGGGGCAGGGGAUGAAAAUUAGAGAACUGUUACAUUCAUGCAUGAUGCAUCAUAGAAAGAUUUGAGUUGUGCCACUCAAAUUGGUUCUCCUAGACAAUGUGGACUAAAGUCUCUUCUGGAGCCCUCCAGGAUUAGGGGGCCUGAAGCUUAAGCUUCAUUAGUUUCAUUAAUUUUAUAAUGAAUGAUUUUAGAGUGUUGUUUAUGCUGUACUUUUGUACUGUUUUAUUGUUGUUAGCCGCCCUGAGCCCGGCUUCGGCUGGGGAGGGCGGGAUAUAAAUAAAUGAAAACAUUUUAUUUAUUUAUUUAUUUAUUUAUUUAUUAUUAUUAUUCAUAGCAGACCCGCCCCUGGGCUCAGCUCACCCACCCAGAACUAUACUUUGCUUCUCCUGUGCCCUCCCCCAAAUUAUCUUCCUGUUGCAGUGGCAGAGCGUUCCCCACUGGGCAGGCAAGUGUGUGCCAGGGCACUCACAGUGCGCCAUGGGGGCGGGGCACACCUUGGGGAUGGGGGCACACCGCCGGACCGAUCCCCACCCUCUGGCCAGCUGGCUUUGAGGGGUGCAUGCAUGGCACCCUGUGAGGCCAGCAGCACUUUGUGAGACUCGAAAGAAAGGCGUUGGGCUGGCAGGGCGCAAUGGGCUGUUUGUGUCCUUCUCAAGCGCCCUCCAGCCGGAAGGGGGCUGAAAAGGACACAACAGCUCACAACUGCCUUGUGCAUCUGCAAAACUGUGCCCGGGGUGACGCCCCCCAGCCCCCCCUACACCUCUGCUCUGUUGCUGCCGUGGCUUUUUAAGAGGGAGGUGCUGACCCAAGAAGACUCAAGACCUUCCAUGUGAGACCUGCAGUCAGGCAGCUCCCCCUGCUGGAAGAGCAAGAGGUUUGUGCAAACAAGUUCUCUGACUCCUCCACCAAGAUCUCAAGCACCUCAUCUCCUUCUCCCUCUCCGGCUCUUUCUCUUCCUUUGUGCCGUUCACAACCCGCACCUGGAAGACUACUAAACUGCAGGUGGGCUUCUGCCCAUUUUUUCAGGUGACCCAUUUGUGCUUGUGGCAAUCCGAGCGGGGGUCCUGCAUUUCCCCGCCCCACCUCCAUCUGUGGCACCCAUCACGCUGCCCACAAUGGGAAAUGGGAUGCAGGAAUGGGUGGACCAUUCUGCUGAUGCUAUGGGGCCGGGUCUCUUCCUGAGGAGUUGAGGCGGGUGGGAAGAGAAACACGCAGCCUCUGGCCCCGGAGAACAGCAGGUCUCCAGCUUCUGCUGCUUUCUGUGCCGCCUCUGCUGCUUCCUCUUCCUUAGAUACCAAGUUAGCAACGCUAAACCAAUCCAGAGCCCCCCCCCCGCCUUCUCCCCCCUCCGCUCUCUAGGCUUCUCUCUCCAGCUCAGCUUUGCUUUCUCAGCCAUGAAGACCCAGAAACUCGGACAUCUCUUGCUCGGCUGCUGCUUCCUCCUCCUGCUGCUGCUGCUUCUGGGGCUGGCAGGUAAGGGUCUCAGCCGAUGCGCUUCUUUCCUCCAGUCGAUGGCGAUGGGCUUCUCCGGGAGCUGGUAACAAAAGCAAGGGGGCUUGGAGGGGAGGCUCGCCUUUCCUUGCCACUAACGGAAUCUGCUGAGAUGGAUGCAGCUGGAUGGAUUCGCCUGGGCUGUGCGAGGCUAGAAACAAGGAGGUCAUUCUCCAACCGUGUGUGUGUGUGUGUGUGUGUGUGUGGGCGCGCGCGCAAUUCCUGGGGACUUUACAGGCAUCUCUGUCUAGAUAUCUUACAGGGACUCGGCACGUGCCUGUGACCAGACAGCUUGCGGUCCCCCCCCCCCUUUGUAAACCACCCUCUAAUGCUGUAUCCUGCAUUCCCCCCCCCCCCCGCUUUCCUUGGGAAACGAUAAGACUCGUUCUUCUUGGCUUAUAGUAUAAAGUGAACCAGUGAGGAAAGCUUUUGUUUCAAGCUCUUUCAACCGAUGGUUUAAGCACAGCAUUUAUUUAACAAAAUUUAUAUACUGCUUGAUUGUAAGAAAACCUCCCGCUGUUUAAGAAAAUUGUGUUUGUGCGUUCCCAGAGGUGCUUUGGGUUCUCUUCCAGGGGAUGUCCGGGUAAAGUGUCCACUGGGAUCAUAGUCUGCCCUGAGGUUUUAUCUCUGGCUUUUAGAAUGGAGUUCUGAAGUUUAAUUCUCACUCCACGGAGGAUGGUUGUGAGAGAUACUCUGCAUAUGGUCAGGGCCAAAAAAUUAAUAAUUCUUAUUUCCCAUACCACAGCAUCAAAAACAAAGAAGUCUCAGUUCAAGUGUCGGCAGAGUUGAAAGACAGGGUUCUGAAAGGGAGGGGCUGGAAGUCAUGAUUGUGGAGUUCUGGCUCCCUUGCCCUAUCCUGUAGACUCAGGGACCCUGGCAACAAUUUACUUCCCUCUUGUUGCAUUCGCACAACUAGAAGCAAAGGAGAACAGCAGGACUCCUCUCUCUUUGGCAGAAAAUGCUGACAGAUGGCAGCUUUUCCACGAUUAAAGGUGUAGAAACCCUCUCCUUCUGCAAACAGGUGCUGCUUGUGGGCGUCCCUUGGGGCACCUGGUUGGCCGCUGGAGAACAGGAUGCUUUGGCCUGAUCCAGCCUCAGGGCUCAUCUUGUGCACCUGGUCAUUGUAUAUACACACACAUACAUCACACACCGCUGUGCAUCUCUUUGACACAACUAUACGUAACUGAACGGAAUGCAUAUGCUUCCCCUGUAUGUCUUCCUCCCUGCUCUCUGCUGCCAUGCUUGUGUCAAAGUUUAGCUUGAAAGCACCUCUGGACAGAGACGUAUCUAAAUUAUUGCUCUGUGUCUGUUCCUGUUGUUGCUAUUUUUUACCCGCCCUUCACCCUAAGGUCCCUGGGCAUAUUACAUCAAUUUAAAAUGUGGUUUAAAACUCUUUUAAAAUUUACAAUUAAAAAUUAGUAUCACCCAAAAUGAGAUAGGCCUGAAAGCAUCAAAGGCAUUCACUGAAAACUGUAGACUCCACUGACUACCAGUCUGCUUCUGGGCACAUCCCAAACUGUCCUGGUUAUGACCUAAAAAGCCCUAUAUGGCUGAGGUCCAAGCUAUUGGAAAGACCCUCUUCCCUCAUCCGAACCUGCCUGGGCCCUGAGCUCUUUGUGGGAAGCCCCCCUCACAGGCACACUUGGUGGGGAGGAGAGCCUUCUCAGUGGUGGCUCCUCCUGGGCAAUUUUGGAACUCCUUGGCUAGGGAGGCCAGAAUGGUUUCCUCCUUCUUGUCCUUCUGGCAGGAGGUGAAGACCUUUUGGUAACUGACUGCUUUUAAUGAAAGGGCUGGUGCUAUGCUGUUUUUAUUGUAAUUAUUUGUAUGGUUUGAAUAGUGUGUGUGUGUGUGUGUGUGUGUGUGUGUGUGUGUUCUAUCAGUGUUUAACUGUUCUUUAAUUAUUGUUUUUUCUAUGUUUUUAGCAGUUCUUAUUUUUGUCCAUGAGCCUUAAGUCCCAUUAAUGGAAAAGGCGGGGAAUGGAUGGAUGGAUGGAUGGAUGGAUGGAUGGAAUUCCUUCCUAACCCCCCCAGCAUGUCUUCUUAGAUACUUCUGCUCCUUUUGCUCCACCCGUGGAACCCCUCACUCCUCCACCAGAAAACCCCUUCCUUUCACCAACUCUCCCUGCCACUCCUCAUCUUCUGCAGCGCUGGUGACCCUGAGUUAGAUGUUGGAGGAGCAGCCUCUUGACCCUUCCCCAGAUUCUCAGCAGCCACUUCAUGUCACAGGGUGCAGAGCUGGGCCAUUUAAAGGUGGUCCUAACAACGUUCUUCCUUCCACACAAUUAUGAAGGCUGCAGAUCUCCUUUGUAUCUGCUCAUCACUUUCCUUAACUUAUGGACUCUCUUGUUCAGGGAUGGAGAAACAUCCCCCCCCUCCCCGUGGAAGGCAUAAUUCCCUUCUGAAAGUGGGGGGCAAUCUAUCGGGGGCCACAUAGCAAUCAGUGUAGGGGGGAUGGAGCAGAAGUGGGUGCUCUCUCUCUCCUGCUGCCACUUUCCACAGGAUAACCUGAUCUUUAAUGCUGAAUUGGAACAAACAGCAAUUUGGUUUUUCAAGGAAUUGUUUUCAGCAGUAAAGAGUGGGCUUAGCACCCAGACGCAGGGCUUUAAAGCAUGAACUUGUGCCUAGAAACAGGCCACAAAAGGAAGUCUGGAUGAGCCUUCAGUGAUAAAGAGCGGGUUUUCCUGGGUGGAAGCAGCAGGGAAAGUGAUGUGUCAAUGAGUCCAGUGUUUACAAACAUGCAUGUAUUGGGGGGGGAGUGCAUUAAAUUGAAUCAUAGUAUUAUAGAAUAUGUUGGUGAAAAUAUCAUAUAAAAACAUUAUAGUAGGAGGAAUUGCUAGCAGCACUGUGUACAUUAGUCAAAACUGCAUAGAAAAAUGUGUUUAUUAGGAGAAAUUCACACUAAAAUGCUGAAGAAUUUUCAUGAGGAUUUUAAAACCAUCACAAAUUGCUGCAGAAAUGUGGCAAACAAAAUUUAAAAUUGGAAAACUGAGAGAACCAAAAUCGGCAGAUCUUUCCAUUCCUGGAUUUAAUGCGAGCCUGAGAAAUCUCUAUGUGGGACAAGAAGCUACAGCUAGAACUGGAUAUGGAACAACUGAUUGGUUCAAAAUUGGGAAAGGAGUACGGCAAGGCUGUAUAUUGUCUCCCUGCUUAUUUAACUUAUAUGCAGAAUUCAUCAUGCGAAAGGCUGGGCUGGAUGAAUCCCUGGCUGGAAUUAAGAUUGCCGGAAGAAAUAUCAACAACCUCAGAUAUGCAGAUGACACAACCUUGAUGGCAGAAAGUGAGGAGGAAUUAAAGAACCUUUUAAUGAGGGUGAAAGAGGAGAGCGCAAUAUAUGGUCUGAAGCUCAACAUCAAAAAAACGAAGAUCAUGGCCACUGGUCCCAUCACCUUCUGGCAAAUAGAAGGGGAAGAAAUGGAGGCAGUGAGAGAUUUUACUUUCUUGGGCUCCAUGAUCACUGCAGAUGGUGACAGCAGUCACGAAAUUAAAAGACGCCUGCUUCUUGGGAGAAAAGCAAUGACAAACCUAGACAGCAUCUUAAAAAGCAGAGACAUCGCCUUGCCAACAAAGAUCCGUAUAGUUAAAGCCAUGGUUUUUCCAGUAGUGAUGUAUGGAAGUGAGAGCUGGACCAUAAAGAAGGCUGAUCGCCGAAGAAUUGAUGCUUUUGAAUUAUGGUGCUGGAGGAGACUCUUGAGAGUCUCUUGGAUCAAACCUCUCCAUUCUGAAGGAAAUCAGCCCUGAGUGCUCACUGGAAGGACAGAUCGUGAAGCUGAGGCUCCAAUACUUUGGCCACCUCAUGAGAAUCAUAGAAUCAUAGAAUCAUAGAGUUGGAAGAGACCACAAGGGCCAUCGAGUCCAACCCCCUGCCAAGCAGGAAACACCAUCAGAGCACUCCUGACAUAUGGUUGUCAAGCCUCUGCUUAAAGACCUCCAAAGGAGGAGACUCCACCACACUUCUUGGCAGCAAAUUCCACUGUCAAACAGCUCUUACUGUCAGGAAGUUCUUCCUAAUGUUGAGGUGGAAUCUUCUUUCUUGUAGUUUGGAUCCAUUGCUCCGUGUCCACUUCUCUGGAGCAGCAGAAAACAACCUUUCUUCCUCCUCUAUGUGACAUCCUUUUAUAUAUUUGAACAUGGCUAUCAUAUCACCCCUUAACCUCCUCUUCUCCAGGCUAAACAUGCCCAGCUCCCUUAGCCGUUCCUCAUAAGGCAUCGUUUCCAGGCCUUUGACCAUUUUGGUUGCCCUCCUCUGGACACGUUCCAGUUUGUCAGUGUCCGUCUUGAACUGUGGUGCCCAGAACUGGACACAGUACUCCAGGUGAGGUCUGACCAGAGCAGAAUACAGUGGCACUAUUACUUCCCUUGAUCUAGAUGCUAUACUCCUAUUGAUGCAGCCCAGAAUUGCAUUGGCUUUUUUAGCUGCCGCGUCACACUGUUGGCUCAUGUCAAGUUUGUGGUCAACCAAGACUCCUAGAUCCUUUUCACAUGUACUGCUCUCAAGCCAGGUGUCACCCAUCUUGAGAAGAGAAGACUCCCUGGAAAAGACCCUGAUGUUGGGAAAGAUGGAGGGCACAAGGAGAAGGGGACGACAGAGGACGAGAUGGUGGGACAGUGUUCUCGAAGCAUGAGUUUGACCAAACUGCGGGAGGCAGUGGAAGACAGGAGUUCCUGGCAUGCUCUGGUCCAUGGAGUCACGAAGAGUCAGACACGACUAAACAACAACAAAGGGAUGGAGAAUUCAAUUAAGUUUGCAUUUAAAGGUGAAUCUGCAUAAUUUUCACUUUCUGAAACAAUGCACAAACUGAACACAACCAUCCUUCAAAAUCCACACCUCUCAGAAUUUUGCAGUGCUGUUCUCCAGCUGAGUAAUCUAUAUUAGGGCAAACACUAGGGCAAAGUGUGCAUAAAGAUGUAUAUAUUAGUGGAAAUAAUGUAUGAAAAUGCAUUGUAAUUGGAACAAUUGCUUUGCAAAACUGUGUUUAUGAGAUAAAAUUUCAUCCAAAGCUGUAUAUAUUAAGAGAAGCUAAUUGAUGAAUUGUCAUGGGGACUUUAAACAAAAUACUUUGCAAGCUGAUGUGGAAUGAGGAGAACUGAAUUUAGGACUGGAAAGAUGAGGCACCCACAACAACCAAUUAAACUGAGUGUGAAGCACAGGACCAGGGGUCAGAAAAGGGAUUAUUAUUAUUAUUAAUACUUGACCCAUCUGGCUAGGUUGCCCCAGCCACUCUGGGUAGCUUCCAACACAUAUAAAAACAUAAUAAAGCAUCAAACAUUAAAAACUUCCGAUACAGGGCUGCCUUCAGAUGUCUUCUAAAAGUCAGAUAGUUGUUUAUUUCUCUGACAUCAGACGGGAGGGCGUUCCACAGGACGGGCGCCACUACUGAGAAGGCCCUCUGCCUGGUUCCCUGUAACCUCACUUCUCACAGGGAGGGAACCGCCAGAAGAUCCUUGGAGCUGGACUUUAGUGUCAGGGCUGAACGAUGGGGGUGGAGACGCUCCUUCAGGUAUACAGGACCAAGGCCAUGUAGGGUUUACAGGUUGGCACCAGCACUUCGAAUUGUGAUCAGAAACAUACUGGGAACCAGUGUACUUUAGGACCGGUGUUAUAUGGUCCUGGCAGCCGCUCCCAGUCAGUGGAUUCCAGUGGAACAUAGCAAAUUCUGCAGUGUUCAAUAGUUAUACAUAGUACAGUGGUACCUCGAGUUAAGAACUUAAUUUGUUCUGGAGGUCCGUUCUUAACCUGAAACUGUUCUUAACCUGAGGUACUACUUUAGCUAAUGGGGCCUCCCGCUGCCACCACUGCACGAUUUCUGUUCUCAUCCUGAAGCAAAGUUCUUAACCCGAGGUACUAUUUCUGGGUUAGCGGAGUCUGUAACCUGAAGCGUCUGUAACCUGAAGCAUCUGUAACCCGAGGUACCACUGUACAAGCAAAAUUUAGUAUGAGCAAAGGAAAGCUUCCUAAGAGUUUCAACUUUCACUUAAGAAAUACAAAAGUCCAGUCAAGUGCUGGGGAACUUUCUGUCCAUAGUCUACUUUUAAGACCACAUUCUGCCUUGGGUAACAUGCUGAAGAGCAGACCCCUGCAGAGCAGUGGCAGGCAGGUACACUAACGCCCUCCAACUUUUCUCUGAUUAAAAUAGGGACACCCUAUUCCAUAACAACAACAACUACAACUUUAUUAUUUAUAUCCCAUCUAUCUUACUGGGUUUCCCCAGCCACUCUGGACAGCUUCCAACAUAUAUAAACACAUAAUAAAACAUUAAACAUUAAAAAAAACCUUCCCCAUACAGGGCUGCAUUCAGAUAUACUUAUCUCCUUGACUUGGGGAUCACAUAACUCCAUACCCUUGGAUGAAAAUAGGGAAGUCCUAAGGAAAAGCAGGAGAUUUUGGAAUCAAAUCAGAAACCGGGGUGACUUCUGUAAAUCGGGGACUGUCUCUGGAAAAUAGGGACACUUGGAGGGUCUGUACACUUACUCAGGCCUCAGACCAGCUGGGGGAGCAUGAGGGGCCUGCCAGACUUACACUGUCACACCCCAAAUGCCCUGCACCUCCCAGUUGACUUGGGACUCCCACCCUGGGCCUCAGACAAGCUCUGCAUGGGCCUGCUGGGGAGUGCAAGCUAGGUAGGGUUGCCACAUCUUGGAGAGCAAAACAGAGGACAGUCCGAGCCCUGGCUCGGGUGGGCAGUGGCUGUGGCAUGUAGAGCAGCCCAAGCCCCAAAUGCAAGGAAUAUUAGAUCCUCUCUGUUUUAGGACCCUGUCAAUCUCUGUGUGACCUUCUUCUUUUUUGCCAACUCCCUGACAAAACGCUUAUGAGCAUGUGCACUAUUUCAGGAGCUGAACAGCACACUUUUGAUGUGACCAUUUGGCCGAAAAACCCUGUGGUGGUGCAUGGUGGGUCUCUCUGGCUGAACUGCAGUGCCAGCUGUCAGGAAACAGAUGCCAGGGGAAGCUUGGAGACAUCUCUGAUCAAGGAGAAGAGAGACAAUGGGACCGGCUGGGCAGCCUUCCAGCUUGUGAACAUCACGGAGUGGGCGCCCACUGCAGAGUGCUCCUUCAGCUGUUACGGAAAGCACAGAUCUGUGCAUGCAAGCAUCACGGUGUAUCGUAAGUAGCUAUGAAGCAAAGGCUAUUUUAAAAACAAAACAAAAUGUGGUGUUUGCAUCUUUUUCCUUUUCUCUAGGGAACUUGUAGUGGCUUGCUCCUAUGCAGUCUCUGAUCUAGGCAAAUACAAAAUCCAAGCCAGUUUGGCCUCAGAGACUGAACAAGAUGAACGGCGUCAGGCCAAGCUAGUUUCCUUCCCAAGGGAGGAUGGCAUUGCAGUGGAUGCCCCACAGCUUAAGAUCCCUUCCUUUCUCAAAUCCCAGCAUGAGCAGCACCAUUUGAAAGUUCUGAGGUGUAUCGCCUCUUAGGAGUAAAGAGAGGUGCUCAAAUGCACAUUUCUUAAUAGGCGUGAAUAUGCUUGCCUUUGACUCCAAAGGAGUUUUCUUGGGAUCUGGUGGAUGAUCUCCUGAUCGCUGUGGUGGCCCUUUGUUGUAUGCAUCAUAAAAAAUAGGAAAAAGAGGGACAGAGAUUUGCAUAAAAUUGGCAUAAAUACAUACAUUUAAAAAGAAUGACCAUAGAAUCAUAGAAUCAUAGAAUCAUAGAAUCAUAGAGUUGGAAGAGACCACAAGGGCCAUUGAGUCCAACCCCCUGCCAAGCAGGAAACACCAUCAGAGCACUCCUGACAUAUGGUUGUCAAGCCUCUGCUUAAAGACCUCCAAAGAAGGAGACUCCACCACACUCCUUGGCAGCAAAUUCCACUGUCAAACAGCUCUUACUGUCAGGAAGUUCUUCCUAAUGUUUAGGUGGAAUCUUCUUUCUUGUAGUUUGGAUCCAUUGCUCCGUGUCCGCUUCUCUGGAGCAGCAGAAAACAACCUUUCUCCCUCCUCUAUGUGACAUCCUUUUAUAUAUUUGAACAUGGCUAUCAUAUCACCCCUUAACCUCCUCUUCUCCAGGCUAAACAUGCCCAGCUCCCUUAGCCGUUCCUCAUAAGGCAUCGUUUCCAGGCCUUUGACCAUUUUGGUUGCCCUCCUCUGGACACGUUCCAGUUUGUCAGUGUCCUUCUUGAACUGUGGUGCCCAGAACUGGACACAGUACUCCAGGUGAGGUCUGACCAGAGCAGAAUACAGUGGCACUAUUACUUCCUUUGAUCUAGAUGCUAUACUCCUAUUGAUGCAGCCCAGAAUUGCAUUGGCUUUUUUAGCUGCCGCGUCACACUGUUGGCUCAUGUCAAGUUUGUGGUCAACCAAGACUCCUAGAUCCUUUUCACAUGUACUGCUCUCUAGCCAGGUGUCACCCAUCUUGUAUUUGUGCCUCUCAUUUUUUUUGCCCAAGUGCAAUACUUUACAUUUCUCCAUGUUAAAAUUCAUCUUGUUUGUUUUGGCCCAGUUCUCUAAUCUGUCAAGGUCGUUUUGAAGUGUGAUCCUGUCCUCUGGGGUGUUAGCCACCCCUCCCAGUUUGGUGUCAUCUGCAAAUUUGAUCAGGAUGCCCUUGAGUCCAUCAUCCAAGUCGUUGAUAAAGAUGUUGAAUAAGACCGGGCCAAGACAGAACCCUGUGGCACCCCACUAGUCACUCUUCUCCAGGAUGAAGAGGAACCAUUGAUGAGCACCCUUUGGGUUUGGUCAGUCAGCCAGUUACAAAUCCACUGAGUGGUAGCAUAGUCAAGACCGCAUUUUACCAGCUUCUUUACAAGAAUAUCAUGGGGCACCUUGUCAAAUGCCUUGCUGAAAUCAAGGUAGGCUACAUCCACUGCGUUCCCUUCAUCUACCAGGCUUGUAAUUCUGUCAAAAAACGAGAUCAGGUUAGUCUGACAUGACUUAUUUUUCAGAAAUCCAUGCUGAAUAUUGGUGAUCACAACAUUCCUUUCUAGGUGCUCACAGACUGUUUGCUUAAUGAUCUGCUCCAGAAUCUUCCCUGGUAUUGAUGUCAGACUGAGUGGGCGGUAAUUAUUUGGGUCCUCUCUUUUCCCCUUUUUGAAAAUAGGGACAACAUUUGCCCUCCUCCAGUCUGCCGGGACUUUGCCUGUUCUCCAGGAAUUCUCAAAGAUGACUGCCAGUGGUUCUGAGAUCACAUCUGCCAGUUCUUUUAAUACUCUUGGAUGCAGUUCAUCUGGCCCUGGAGACUUGAAUACAUCUAAACUAGCCAAGUAUUCUUGUACUAUGUCCUUAGUUAUUCUGGGCUGUGUUUCCUUUGCUGAAUCAUUUGCUCCAAAUUCUUCAGGUCGGGCAUUGUUUUCUUUAUCGGAGAAGACUGAGGCAAAGAAGGCAUUGAGGAGUUCAGCCCUUUCUGUGUCCCCUGUUUGCAUUUCACCAUCUUCUCCUCUGAGUGACCCCACUGUUUCUUUGUUCUUCCUUUUGCUACGGACAUACCCAUAAAAGCCUUUUUUGUUGCUUUUAACCUCUCUAGCAAGCCUGAGUUCAUUCUGUGCUUUAGCUUUUCUGACUUUGUGUCUACACGUACUGGCUAUUUGUUUGAAUUCCUCUUUGGUGGUUUCCCCCCUUUUCCAUUUUUUGUACACAUCCUUUUUAAUCUUAACUCAGUUAAAAGUUCUUUAGAUAGCCACCCUGGCUUCUUUAGGCACCUUCCAUGUUUCCGUCUCAUUGGUAUUGCCUGACGUUGUGCUUUUAGUAUCUCCCUCUUAACAAACUCCCAGCCAUCAUGAACUCCCUUUCCUUUUAGUAUUACUGUCCAUGGGAUCUCACCCAACACUUCCCUAAGUUUUAUGAAGUCGGCUUUCUUAAAGUCCAGAAAUUGAGUCCUAGUAUGCUUGGCUGCUCCUUUCCGCUGUAUAGUAAACUUCAGAAGAGCAUGAUCACUCGCGCCUAAUGAUCCUUCCACUUCUACCCCACUAACCAGGUCAUCAACAUUGGUUAGGACCAGAUCUAAAAUGGCUGUUCCUCUUGUUGCUUCUCCCACUUUCUGGACAAUGAAGUUGCCUGCAAGACCAGAGCUUAAAUAGAAAUUUAAUGCAGCUCACAUCAUGGAGAGUCUGUGGAUAGUGGGCCAGUUCAGUCUCCUGUCUGUUGAGAGGCAGCUUCAAGGUGCCUUCUGCUCUCCCUCCUUAGGCUUCUUCAUCUUUAAGCUGGCCUUGGAGUAGGCAGUCAGGCAAGCAGAGGACCUUCCCAAUAAUAUUUGAAAGUCUUAAUUAAAGGACUGUCCCCUGUAAAGUAGGGUGUUUGACCACCCUAGACUCUCCACCCUGACUGCCUGAAUGGGCCUCAUGCAGAGGGUCAGCAGGGAUGGAUCCUGGUGACAUAGUAGUGGAAGGUUAAGGAUGGCAUGUCAGGUGGCAGAACCUGGCUAUGUCUAGUGGUUAAGGAGGAGCCUGAGGGUCAUGAGAAUGGCAAAUAGCAAAUAUCAUCAAGUAAAGCAGAAAACAGCCUACCUCUCCUUUGUUUCUGUCCCUUCACCUUGAGUUCUUACUCUUCCUGGAGAUUCUGCUGUCUAUGGAGCAGUCAUCCUGAUUUGUUGCACAAAGAUAUUAGCUAUUUAUUGAGCACUCAUUUUGAUUUAUUUAUGGGUAGGUUAUGUACAAUUGUGCAUUGAACAAUUACCCCCUUUUUCUCAUGCAUUUCCCUAUUGUGCCAAAAGCUCUGCAGCCCCCCACUGUGGUUAAUUAACAAUCAAUUGCUCUGCCCAGGGAACUCUGGGAAUUGUAGCUCUUGGAGGGGAAGAGGGGUCUUCUAAUAAUCCCAGAAUUCUUGGGGGGGGGGGUUUAAAGUAUUCAUGAGUGUUUAAAGUAGCAUCAUAAUGCUUUAAAUGUAUUGUGUGGAUGUGGCCUACUUGUGGGAUUUCAACAGCAGCAGCUGCCAUUCAUGUGUAAUCCCUGUUGUGGAGGUGGAGGGUGAUUAGCAAAACCAAUCCUCCUGGCAAACCCAAGUUUAGGACAUUCCACACCUUCCCUAAGCAAAGAUUCUUUUUCUUUGAGAGAAAUAAGUGGCUCAUGUAAAUGUAAACAAGCUUUAAUAAUAAACUGAGAGAAAACUGUAACAAAACAGCAUAAUGAGAGAAACUAAAUACAACAUGAGGCAAGUCUGAGGCAAGAAGCAAGAGGAGGCUGGGGGUCCCUCUGAAGGGAGCCCCCCUGGAAGGGAGGGGCUCAUCCCGGAGCACAAGCCCCGCCCACCAGAAACCAAGCCUUCCGCUGCUCAAAUGAGGCCCCAGUGUUUUUCUUACCAUCCCAUCCCAAUGUGCUUCCACAUAUCAUUCCAGAGAUUCCAGAGCAGGUAGUGUUGGAUCCAUUGCCAAUGAUGGAGGUGGGUAAGGAAUAUAACUUGACAUGCCGGGUUUUCAGCGUUGCCCCCGUCCAGAACCUCACUGUGACCUUGCAUAAAGGGAAGGAGGAGCUGUAUGUCAAGACCUUUGAGGACCACAGUGGCAAUGAAGCCAGUGAUGUUGUGGUGACUCACACCAUAGCUGCUCGGCAGGACGACCACGGGGAGGAAGUCACCUGCCAUGCAGCCCUGGACCUGAGGCCGGAAGGGCCCUUCUUGGAGAAGGCGGCCUUCAUCAAGGUCCUAAAGGUCUUUGGUGAGUUGCAAGCUUUUUUAUCGUUUGUAUACUAUUUCUUCUCCUCUUAAGAAUGAAAAUUAAUUUUGAAAUUUUCACUGAAAAUUAAUGACUUGAAUUACUGUAAAAUGAGAAAGAAAAUAGCUCAGAAUUUGAAGAAUGAACUGGCAGAAGCUGUGUGUUUUUUACAAUAGACUGUCACACAUUAAGCACACACACACUUCUAUAUUAGUGGAAUGAAAAUUGGAAAAGUGUAUUUAAAAUUUGUGUGUCCAGCAUCAUGAGGACAUGAGAAUAUAAGAAGUUGCCUUAGGCAGAGUCCAGUCAUUGGUCCAUCUGCCUCAGUACUGUUGUCUUCCCUUUAUUCUGGUAUGCACAUGAACAGUCAGCCAGCGCCAAACAUAGCUUACUGGGAAUGAGCCAGUGUGCUGCUGGUGCAGGGUGUUCAAACUAUGCCUGCCCUCCUCCCUCUUUGCUGCACUGAGAGGAAACACACCAGAGCAUUGGCUUAGCAUAACAUGGGAACCAGCUUUCCUGGUUUCUCUCCCUCUUAAAAAGCCAUGUGAAUAAACGAUGCAAGACCAAAUCAGAGGUCGGAGAGGCAUGUGAGGUCAAUUGCAAGGCAGCAGAACUGGGGAAAAGAAAGUAGAGGAGAGAGAGAAACAGGCAGAGGAAGGUGCAAACACGUUGCCAGUGCAAGGGGGGUUUUCCUCCAUGCCUCUGUCGCCAGCUCUGUCACCAAGGCAACUGGCUGGCUGCUACAUAAGCUUGCUGACUUGCACUCCUUGUUGGGCUGGAAAGCGUGUCUUCAGCUGGCUGAGUGGUGGCAAGCAGCUGGUCCCAACACAGAACCAACCUUGUUCGUUAUGCAGUUGGGAUUCCUUUUGCUUUCACUUAUUAGUACUGUUAUAGAUUUGAGGGAACCCCUCCUAAACCCUAGAAAUUAAUAAUCAUAGGAUUUUGAUAGCGUAUUGAAGGGAAGUUUGGAGGCCAGUGGAAAAACAGGCUAAGCUUCCUUUCCAAGCUAGGGCCUCACCUGGGAUAGAGGCAUUAACAUGACAAAAGGUGUUGAUGGCCCAUCUAAGAGGAAUCUUGGGCCUGGGCAGAUAAAGGUUGCCAUGGUGACAGGGUGUGUGUUUGAGGUGGCAGAGGAAUAGAUAGUCUUUUGAGCAAGGUGUGCUGGGAAGAAGAAAGGGAGAACAAAGGGGGAGAUCCAUCUUGGGCAGGCUAGCUGAAGGCAGGCUGGGAGAGAUGCCUUGCACUCCAGUGCUGCUCUGCUGUGGGGGACAAGCCCCUCUUAAGAGGACCAUGCUGUAAGAACUGGACUCCCUCCACACAGACUGAAGGUGUAAAUAUGUGAAUGAAUAAUAUUUCUUAAAACUACGACAGUCUCCUCCGCAUCUUCAGUUCUCCAAAGGAGCACAAGCCCUGGGGGAGCACCUGGAGCCCACCUGGAGUCUUGCUACUGCUCAGCAGAGAGUCGGGGAGGUGCCCAACUUCUGAAACAGUAACUUGAAAUGAAACAGAAGGAAUCAAUAGCCCCCAAUUAUCCAGAGGCUCUUUCCCCCAUUUUUGUCUAGUUUCCCAGCCUUUCAUGAACCUCUUUGAUCAUAUUAGCAAAUAAAUAUUUCAGGAAACUUCAGGGCACUUGAUGCAGUCCAACCAGUUUACAUAAAGCUAUUUUCUGAUGCUGAAAGUGGCCACAAGAAGCUGGACCACUUCAGAAUGCCUGCUCCCUUCCUUGGGUCCUACAGCUUUUCAGUCACUUCCUCUGCGCAAAUACAGUUAGUUACAGGAUGCUGGAUUUGAGAGGCUCUUGAUGUGUGCCAGUUUAGCAAGGACCUCAUUCUCAGAACAAAAAACAUAGCUUGUAUUUUUUCCCCCUGAGUAACUACCAAUUUCCAGUUCUGUUUUCAGGAAAGGCAUUCUACUGCCGGUGGGCAUGCAGGAAAUAUGCAAUUAUUAUAAUCCUGUUAGUGGGAGUCUAUUAAUAACUCUGUGACAAAGACACUGCCUGUUCCCCUCAAUCUUUCUUUCUUUUUUGGUCUCUGAGCUUGGUGCUUUAAUGAAGCUGCGAGGGAUGUUUGACUCACAGCCUUUGUUCAAGUACCCUGAGACAAGCUGCCCCCAACCUCACCUGAGCAAAUGGAACAUUCUGCAAAUGCAUUAGGAGAGUUCAGUGAUGAAAGGGGGAAAUGCAGGCAGCUUUUCUUUGAGUGGUUAGCAGUUCACAAACACACAGAAGACAUGGUAAAUUGGUAAACAUCAUUUAUUUGCUAGGUUUAUUUUUCACUUUUCUAAAGAGCUCAAGGCAGUUUUCAGAAAUAAAUAUGCCAUGUAAUUAAAAACACACCAGAUUCUUACAAAAAUAUCAUUUGGGAAGAACAUCUAAAGCAGCAGUAAGAGGAAACCAUGAAUGACUGCAUUAUUUUCUUAAUUUUAAAGUAUCCACAAGCUGCUCCAAUUCUAGAUGCACAUAGUUAUGCAUGAUGGGUUGCACCAGAACACAUUUGAUCCCAGACAGACCUAUUGUUCAUGCUAACUUAUUUUCAACUGGCGAUGAUUUUGCAGUUCCCACGGUUCCCAUUACCAUUCAAGUUUUCCUAGUUAUUCAUUUCUCAUUUAGAGGAGGCAGCAUAAAAGACUUUCUGGAUCUGGACCCUUGAGGUCUAAACAAACCAGGCGUCAUGAUAAAUAUGUGGUUGGCUGUGUUCCCAAAAAGGAGCUGUCCAGGCCUCUCUGCCUGGCUUUCAGACCCCCCCCAGGCCACACCCUUUAGCACCUCCACAUCGAACCCUUCUCGUGCCUUUUGGUCUUGCUGGAACUUGCACUGUGAUGACGUCUUUUGCUUGCCUCACAGGAGGAUGGAAAGAUGUGGUUGUAGAAGCCUUGGACUUCUGUGUGGCUGGAAAUGCAGCCUCUUGCAUUGUCCAUGCAUUGGUCCGCCCACUUUUGCCUCUGGCUUUGCCCACUGCUGGCAUGAUGUGGGCCCAGGAACAUAAGGAAAUAUGUCCCAUGGGAUAAAAAGGCUUCCUUGCUCCUGAUUUAGAAAAAUGGACCUUGUUUUUUGUUUGGCAGCCAAUGAUAUGAAAUGAAGCUGGGAAACGUGGAAGGUUCAUGGCAUUGUAAAUUGGAGGAGGUGAAGGCAUGUGAAAGCUGGUUUUGGUGGACACCACACAUUUAACCACCCCGUCUAGUUUCCCUCUAAGGGCAUCUUCAUUUUAGAGCAGCUUUAUGGCCACAGACUUCUCAGAUAAUGGCUGGCAUUUGACAUUUUGACGUACCGGUAGCUUCCAGUUGGCACUAGACAGCCAGAGAGCUCAAAACAAACACUCCCGCUCACCAGCAUCUAGCUGGAAACCAGAGGGAGCAUUUUUGAGUAGUUAUACAAAUAACAAUCUUCUUCGUGGCAACUGCAGGUUUCCCUGAGCCUUCCUUGAAGAUCCUUCCAUCUCAGACUCUUGUGAAUGAUUCUGUGACCAUUAUAUGCAAUUCUUCUGAUACUCAGCCACCCGGCAUUUCUCUUCAAAUCAAAAUUGCUUCUGGAAGGACCCUGGUGUCUGGCAACCAGCUCUCUCUGCAGUCCACCCUUAUAGCUGAGAAGGAAGAUAAUGAGAGGGAAUUCAUAUGUGAAGCAGAAUGGGGGAUUGGUGGUGAGACCAUCCUUAAGCAGACGUCUGCCAAUCUUACUGUCUUCUGUGAGUAUAGAACUUCCCUUCCAAUAAUGUUUGGUUUUGCUCUUUUUAUGGUAAAAACAUAAUAUAUACACUGUAUAUGAGAUGCAGCAGCAGAUCCAUACAGCUGUGUCUUUCAAGCAGCAAUGCUCUGUUUUCAAACUGCAAGGUCAGAGGUCACAUGUGUGAAUGCCUGCCCCACAUCUCCAGAAGACUUGAACAGGAGGCAUAAGGGGUCUAUGAGGUGGGAGACGUCGGGGUAGAGAUCCACCUGGUGUGCUAGAGAAAAACGUGGUUGCACCUUUCUGCAUAUUUGCUGAAUAUGGAGGAAAGCAGGGCUUGAACAGCUUUCUACCUCCACAACCAGAAGAACCAGGCCUUCCCAAACUUGCCUAGCCUGAGGCAUUUUGCCACCUCUGGCACCUGCCCUGUGUCACCUGAAAAGUGAAUCCCACAGCAUCUUCUGUGAUACCACAGGUGGUCUUAUGACAGCCCUUUCCUAUUGUUUUCUGCUUCACUGCUGCCACUUGAAUGGCUUAUGCAGCCAGACCUCAGAAACAGAUUGGGACGGUGUACACACCCACCCACAAAGAAUCCGGGAACCACAGUUUACCCCUCACAGAGCUACAAUUCCCAGCAUUCUUCAUAAACUCCAGUUCCUUUAGGGGGAGGGAGAUAUGCUUUAAAUGAAUGGGGUGUACACAGCCACAGUUUGCUGAGGCAAUGUAUGUGGUGCACUUUGGGCACUUAAACAUAGGUCUUUUGGGGGGUGGAAAAUGUGCUUUAUAAUUAUGGUGUGUAAUGUGCGUUAAAUGUACUGUGUGCAUCCAGCAAGCAUGCUGGCUUAUCCCUGCAAUUGAGGGUGCCAGCACUGCAUGGCAUGUGCAACUAAUGUCAGUACCCUGUGCAAUGUGCUCAUGCCAUGUGCACACACUGUGCAACACGCUGACGUCAGUCGCACAUGCUGCAUGGUGUGCAUGCAUGAGGUGUGCACAGCCACCACAGAAUUUUGAGGGGGCUGUCCCCUCCUUGAAAAUUUGGGGGGCCCUCAGUCCCCUGCAAGAUGGCACCCCUGGUAUGCAGCUGGGGUCAUACCUUUCCCCAGUGAUACUGUUCUUCCUCUUGCCCCCUUGCCACAACUGCAAGCUGCUUGGAUGCCAGCCUAACUGCUCUUUCAGCAGGUGCCAGGACACUCUGACACUUGCAGACUGCUGCAAAAACAGAAAUCCAGCGAGGCCUAUCACACUCCCCCUGCCACUGCCGCUUCACAUGCAGUGAUAAUAAGACAGUGUUCACAGAAUUUAACAGCCAGAAGGAGAAAAGGAGACAGACUUAACUCAUUUGCAGUUUCCCGCCAGUCAGGAAGAGCCAAUAAAAUGUGAUUAUAUGCCAUAGUGGCUGUGUCAAGGACUCUUGGGACUGGGGCUGGUGAUGGGGGGGUGGGCAUGGCAUCAGUGGAGACUUCCGGGGUGGCGCCACCGGCAAUGGAGGACUCCCUCUGAAUUGGAGGGACUAGCUCCGCAUGAAACGGGUCUUUCCGCUGCGGCGUAGCGGGGACCCUUCUGGAAAUCACAGGCGGAUGAAGCCUGUGACCGUGGGACUCGGCGGGCACCCUUAGCGCCCCCCCAACCCACAAAGGAACCCACAAACGGGCUCCGAAGUGAAGAGGGGGAAGUGGCGCGGUGCUGUGAGUCAAUUGCUUUUUCUGCGGAGCGAAGCCGCAUAGUCGUUGCCGGAGAGCGCUGCCCUUUUCCUGGGACAAUUUGGCAUUUAAAACAACCAACCGUGAGUACUGGAACAUUGAAUAUAUGGACUUCAAAUAAGAACUGGCGAAAUAAAAAGGAAUUUGGACUUAAAAAUUAGCCCUAAUUUGGUACUGAAACGGGAAGGUUUAAACAGGAAGUCACCCUCCCGUUUCCUCGUAGUCAGAACAAAGCAAAGAUAACGCAAACUAGAGCCUUAAAAAUCACUUUUAAAGGAUCAACUUUCAUCAUUUAAAAUCACUGAACCCCCCUUCGGUAGCAGGGGAAGAAGGGGGACCUUUUCUGAGCUGCUUAAACCUGCAGAAGUGAAUCUAAAGCAAAGUAAUUUUCCACCGUCCUGACCCUGGAGCGGGGUGUCAGAAUUGACGUUUGAAGCUCAUUGACCAGAAACAAAUGUCUUUGACAGAUAGUUAAAAGAAGAGAAACAUUGUGACUCCAUUGUUUCCCUUCGUCUUUUAAAAGAACAAAUAUGGACAAAAUAUCUUAAAAAAGAAACUUUGUUGCUAUUGUUUUCAAGAAAAAGAACAACCAGAAGUUUUUCCCCCUAGUGGGGAACUGUGAAAUUGUAACUAAUUCCUGGGAACUUGCAGCUGUCACUAAUUACAACUGUGGGAAAGGAUUUGUGACCUUGUAGGACAAUGUCUUCAGAAGCACCGUUGGGUGCUUUCUGUAAAAUAAAUGCCCUAUUGGAUCAGUUAAGUCAGAAGACGGAUUUCAUGACUAAUGCGGCCAGAACCUUUGAACAGGUAGUGGGAAACUAUAUGGAGCCCACCCAGGAAUCAAAACAGGAGCGUGCCAUGACAGAACAACUGAAAGAAGAGGACCUUGCUGAAUCUUGGGCGCCAGAGACGGAGGGAUAAAUGAACUUGGAAAAAAUCAGACUUGGAAAGAUAAAAUCUGGUUUGGUUUGGAAAUGGGGGGUUGGAUAGACCCCCCUUUACAGGGAGAUUUGGACUUUUCAAGUCUGGAAAGGGACCGUCAGAUGUUUGGAGCUGUGGGGGCUCUCAACUUUGAAGGGAAUCUGGAGCAUGCUUGUAAAUACUACAUCGAGCCUAUCCUGGACUAUGGAAAAGGGAUCGUCUUGCUGAAAAGGGUCAAAAACACUACCAAGCUGGAGUUCCCACGAAUAAAAGGGAAAUAUAAAGAAGAGGUACGAAAGGGACAUGGAAGAGACUUGAGGGCCUCGGAUAUAAGAUUGCCAGGUUAAUGUGCUAGAUUAAUAGGAUAAAAAGGACUGACAAAACCCGGGACCAGGAGGAAGGGACGUUGGAUGAAGACUGGAUUGCUUUUUUCUUUUAUUUUUAUCAUUAGGACUGUUUUAUAAAAUUGAUGAAUGUUAGGAAAAUGUUGAAAUGAAACUAUUUGGCUCUUAUAAAAAUGUCUAAAGAACUAGGUAAGAAUGUUAUGGUUUAGGAGAAGUUGGUAAAAAUUAAGAUUUAAGUUUUAAACUUUAAGGUUUUCUAUAAGAUAAGAUGAAAAUAGAUCAAGGUAAUGUGAUGACAGAAUACUAUGAAUUAUGGAAAGGAUUUGCUGUGAUUAUUAUAAAACAGGAUACAGGAAAAGGGAGGAGGAGGAGGUCAAGGAAAGAAGGUAUUGAAAGUGGAGAAUUGGAGAAUGAUGGUUUUAUUUUUUUUAUUUUUAUUUUUAUUUUUCUGUCUUGUUUUUUUCCUUUGUGUAAUUCUUAAAAAAAAACUCUUUUUUCAAUAAAUAUCAUUUAAAAAAAAAUAAAAAUGAAAAGAGUUAUAUUGUGGAGUGGGGGCAAAGGAUAAGCCCAGAUUCAAUACUUCAGUUUCUAUAGCCGUAAGUGGCUUAGAGGACAAAUUAAUUACUGCUACCUGUGGUACAUCCUCAAUGAGCGGGAGUGAAAAUUUGAACACUGAGGUGUAGUUGCUUCCUUCUUAAAAGCUCUGGUAUUAGGUCUACACAUAGCUCUCAAGGAUGAGUUGCCUCCACCAGCGUUAUGUUGAACCCCAAGUCCCUCAUCUCCUGACAUAAGGCUGGCUCUGAUGUGUCCUAAUCAGAAUUCAAAGUUGUAGCAUCAUACCAAGUGAUUUUCUUGAAAUUUGUAGUUCCCUUAUUAAACCACCAGUACACCUGCUUGUUGUUGUAAUUGUGUUGAUCUCUUAAGAAUUUUGACUUUUUAAAUUCAUUAAUCUGCUCUGACUACUGUUUGAUAUUGAUAUCAAGUUCUUUCAUCUUUGUUGCAAGAGUAUCGACCUCUUGCUCCUGCUUUAAUGAGUCUUAGAGUGUCUUGAUACAUCCCUCCAACUUUUCUGUCUCAUUUACCUCAGCUACUAUAAUGAGUAACAUUAGGUCAAACAAGCAUUUGUUAAGAAUUAAUGACUGCUCCCUACAAAAUGCUUCAUCGUCCUUAAGAGGGUUGGUGCCUUUUGUAAGCGUCAGCCUCGAAGAAUGUGUUCUACUUUUAAAUAUUCAUUAAGCCAAACUGCAUGUAAAUGCAUUCUCAACCAUUUUCUGUGAGUAUUAAUACGUUAAGACCCGUCAUUGGUCAUAUUGUCAUAUCCCAAAUUCAAAGAAGUUAGUUUAGAUGUUAUUUUCUCUCUCUAUCCUCUAUCCUCUAUCUGUAAAUACAAACAGAUGAACUCUCGCCAUAAUCCCCACAGAGUAUAACAAUACAAUGGUGGUGAUUCAAUGAAUACUGAAUCUGACACAAGAUAAUAUCACCAAGGCAACUAUCUGUAAACAAACAAUAAAGACCCAUAAAAUGGCAAAAGUAGUUUCUUUCCAAAAUAGGUUUUAUCUUGAACUAUUGCAAAUGCAAUAACAAAGAGUCCACUUGUGAGGCGGCUUGUGACAAUAAAAUUCUGAAACCAGAGUCAGCCCAGGAUUUUUUGAUAUCUGAAGCCGAAAACAUAACAGGCAAGGCCGGCUCAGCCACAAGGCAGAGUGGGGCAACUACCUUGGGUUGCUCCCCCUUUUAUGACAACCAGCUGCCUAAGGCAGUCACCUGAUCUGCCUCAUGCAAGGCCCAGCUUUUCUUAAAACAUUCUCACAUACACUUGCCUGUACCAAUGAGGCUUAAGUAACCAUCUGCCCAACACCACCCAAAUGUUCCAGACCAACAUUCUCCAACAUUAAACCUCCCCCCCUUUAUUUCUUACCCAAAGAGAGAAGAGCCUCAACCAAUGUGUGUGUUCCCUCUGCACAUUGCAGAUGUGCCGGAAAUGGAUGAGUCCACUUGUCCCAGCAACCAUACGUGGGUAGAGGGGACACACCAAACCCUACACUGCCUGGCUGAGGGGAACCCCAAGCCAACUGUGGUUUGCUCCAAAGAAGGUGUGGCUCACAACAUGGAAAAAGAGGAACGGGUUAACCGGACCCAAACCGGCAUCUAUAACUGCACUGCCACUAAUGAGCUCGGCUCCAUCACCAGAACAGUCACCAUCUACGUGGAAUGUAAGUGAAAUUUCUGUGUUAUGAGCUAUGUGAGGCAAGCAAGAAUGGGGUCCAAGCUAGCCACCUGGGGACAAUGGCUCUGAAUUUAGCAUCACGUAUGUCAGGUGGAACAGCCUACUGGGUCUUGAUCUCAAGCAGGAGCUCACGGUGUGGCAGCACCUUGGAGAGCCCUCAGUGAGCAACCUGCUCAAGCUUGGCAGCAGCCUUGUGCACACCCUGCUUCCUUGGCUCCAGCCCCUCCUGCCCAAGGAGCCUGGCUUCUGAAGUGGCCGCUCGCUUGCCUGCCCGUGAGUGCUUCUCUGCUUCUUGCCUUGCUUGUUCCUUUGACCACUGGGCAGGAGCUAUGGAGUGGGAGGUAGUUGGCUGCUCAGACUUCGGAUGGACGGACAGACGGACGGAUGGACCAUCUACUACUGGGGGGGGGGGCUUUUCAGCCCUAGGGUUACAUCCCAUUCUAGGCAAGCCAGUGCUGGAUGAGACCAGAAGCAAAAGUGUACUGAAUGGUGAACACCAUUUUUACCUUUGUCUAGUAUGCCGGUUUCCACGCACCUUCUCAUGCCCCUCUCAGUCCUCCACCCAAGCAAGCAAGAAGCAUGAGCAGGGCUCAAGUAUACUCUGGGUUGGGGGGGGGAGUAUACAUUUUGGCCAGGCUAAAUACUCCAGGAAGUUGGCCUGGGGAGAAGAGAAAGAGAGCUGGGUGGAGAGGCCUGCAGGGCUGCAUUUGUCCCCUGGCCCUGGUCUCUUAAAGUCCUGGUCCAGGAUCUGCAGGUGCAAAGCUGCCAGACAGGUUCUUCAGCUGGCAGUGUGGUAGACACAGACUUGAUCAACUCAUCCUCCUCCCUGGCCUUGGCUGUCACCUGAGGCCACAUCCUUAAUUAUAAGAACAUGGGGUCAUUUGGGCUGCUUUUUGGUGUAAGACAAGUUAUUCCUGCCCAGCUUUCAGUAGAUGUAUUGUCCAUCUUCUCUCUCUUGCAGACGGGCCUCAGCUGAGUGAGUCUGACUGCCCAAGUAACCAAACUUGGGUUGAAGGCAGCCAACUGGAUUUCAUUUGCCAAGCUCAUGGGGUCCCAGUUCCAGAUGUUUCCUGCAUGAAAGAUGGUAAAGUGUACAAUUCCAACAAAUUGCAGAACAUCACACAAAGCCAUGCUGGUGUUUAUCACUGCAACGCUACCAAUGCACAUGGAUCAAGCAGCAAGAUGGUCACAAGCAGAGUUGAGUGUAAGUGCAACUUGCACCUUGCAUGCAUGAUGUGUGCAGCUGAUGAUGAAGAAUCCAAGCAGAAGCAGCAACUAGGCAUGUGCAGAUGAUCCAUACUUUAAUCCCACAGGUUUUAACAGAAUGUAAGAGUAGACAACUGACCAUAAAAUUUGUCUAGCUUUAUAGUGGCAAAAGGUGAUCAAGUUCCCACCAGAAACGUAAGAAGUAUAGGAGGGUAUAUUUUUUGCUCUGUUGAGGCCCAUAUGUCUUCAGUGGGAAUUGUCAAGCAGUUCCUCUGGCUGCCGCAACUGUGAGCCACUAUCAGGGUUGUUCUUAUCCUACCAUAAUUACCACUGUAAAAUCAGAUUCUAUUUUUCUCCCUGUCUUCUAGAUGGGCCUGAGAUGAAUGAUUUGAGUUGCCCCCAUAGCUGGAUCUGGACAUCAGGGACAGAGCAAAUGUUCACCUGCUCUGCUGGGGGAGAGCCAGAGCCAACCAUUGAGUGCAUUAAGGAUGGUGUGACGUACAGCCCUGGGCAUCUCCAGAGUGUCACCAGAGACUAUGCCGGCACCUACCUCUGCACAGCCACAAAUGUGCAUGGCUCCAGCACCAGAGCUGUGAGCAUUCAAGUGGAGUGUAAGUGAGCCCUGACCUUCUGUCAAAUGGGGAGGCCAUGCUGGUAGGUUUUUGAGUGGCUGCUUUCAGGACCCAGCCAAACAAAGUUGCAUCGUUCUGUGUUGUUUUUUUCAUGAGUGCUUCUUGUUUUAGCUGAUUUCUGGCUCUUGGUGCAAGCAGCUUCUGACUGCUGUUUUAAUGCCUUUGUCCUUCCUCCAUUUGGCUUUUUUUUUGCCCUCACAGUCCUCACUGACCCACAGAGUGGCUUAGUCCUGUUGUUAAUGGCAUACCUGACAUGAUGAGAUUGUGGGCUCUUUGGAACAAAGUUCUACUAAAUGACAGUGUGGCAAAAUGAAGCUGAGGGCUGCGAAAGAAGACAGAGGAAGGAAAAUGCCAACAAGAAGCAGCAAAAGCCACCAAAGGCUGACUAGCAGUAGGAAACACAAAUGCUUAGAAAUGGGAGAAUUUGGGCGUGAGUGGGUGUGUAAUUUAUUUCAUUGCUUUGAAUAUAAUUUCUUUAAAGUGAAUAUUGAAAUUGAAGCCUGUUCAUCAGAACAGCCCUAACUCUUUUUUCAGCUGGCUUAUGAUUAGUUCCUACCAUUGGUCCUCUUUAAAGAUCAAGCCUAAAACUGUGGAGUAGCAAUAGGCAGGGAGUUUGUGGCCUCCUGGGGCAAAGGGUUGAGGCACACUGGCAAGGCAGAGGCCUGUUUUGGUUUCAGCUCCAUUACAAAGAGGCAUGGCAUGGAGGGGAGAUCCUCAGGCCUGGGUGCCAAAGGCAGCCCACUCUAUGUGGCUCUUGGGAAAUCUCCCCUGACCACACCUCCAGCAGCUUGGCUUCACCAUCUGUUCUGAACUUGCCUCCUUAAUGGGUGGGUGUUUCUUAUGCAACAUGUUUAUAGUUUUUGCCCCAGCUGGUGGUUUUUCAAGUUCACUAACUCCAGAAAGAACUGCUUCCACAGCUGCCACAAAAAUCUGUCUAGGAAUUCUUGCAAAAUGUCACUGUCUCUCUUAACAUUUCAGAUAAACCAGAAAUGGAUGAAUCUAGCUGUCCAAGUAACUGGAUCUUGGUGGAGGGGGCGCUGCCCUCCUUUAUCUGUAAAGCUGAGGGGAUUCCGCCUCCAGAGGUUACAUGCACCAAAGAUGGCAUGACAUACUUCCUUAGCCAAGGACAAGGGAUCCCACUCUACAAUGGAACCUUCUGGUGCAAUGCCACAAACCGGCUUGGGACAGUGGCUAAGGCAGUUGUGGUUACAGUGGAAAGUGAGUGUUGGUUGUGGUCUCUGGAGAAGCAACACAUCAAGCCAGUCACCCCCUCACCCUCACCUGGCAUGAGAACUGGCCCUAGUCCUUGGUUAAGCUGGGUGGCAUCCUGUUCCACUAGGAGUCUAUACUUCCCUCCUGCCACCUACUUCAGGUGGGUUGAUCUUCCCUUUUUGCCAGGUGAGGAGGAAGAAGAAGAAUACUGUAGUCUGGGAGGUUUCCCAGGUUUUGAGCCGCUUUGAGGGGAAUUUGUUUGCUUGCAUAUGUGUUAUACAGUAUAUUUCAACCUUCUGCAUCCAAAUCUCUAUGUUCCUAAGUGAUACACUUUAGCUUUGACCCUAAGCCAAGCAUCCAAGAGUGGCAUCCAAAAUGUCUGGUGCAGAAAUCCUUACCAGAAAAAAACUUGUCCUUGUAGCCAUUGGCGUGCUCUGGUCCAGGGGGUCACAAAGAGUCGGACACAACUAAACAACUAAACACCAACAUGGUAGUCAAUGUGGUGCCCUCCAGUUUUUAACUGCAACUCCCAUCUUCCUUCACGAUUGGCCGUGGUUUCAGGGGCUGAUGGGAUCUGUAAUCCAUGAUAUCUGAAGGGCACCAUCUGAAAUGUCAAGGAUGAGCUAAUAUUAGCUAAUAAUUUAUCACAAAAUUUUUGGAAGCCUAAACUGAAAGAUUACAAAAUAGCCAACUGAAAUGGCAACAAUGCAAAAUCUGUUUUGAAACCAAGCCCCCUCAUUGCAGAGCAUUAAUUUAGGCAUAGUUUGGUGGAUAAUGUAGCCUUCUGUGACAUAGUUUGGUGGCAGCUGUGUACAUACAGAGGCUCACCCUGCUUAUGUCAAGAGGAGUUUCUUGUUAUAUCAAUGUGUUUCAGCCAAACCUAAAAUGGAUGAGUCCAGCUGCCCAAGCAACCAGACCUGGCUUGAGGGGACUUUGCAUUCGCUGGCCUGUGAAGCCAAUGGGACUCCCACCCCGCUGGUCAUUUGUGCCAAGGAGGGAGGCAUUGAGGAGUUCUACAGAGAACGGAAUGUCAGCAGGAAUGACUCUGGCAUCUACCAAUGCAAGGCCACCAAUGGCCACGGAACUGAGAGAUGGUUGGUGAAUGUGCAAGUGGAAUGUGAGUAGGUGAAGGAAUUUGUUUCACUAAAUUUUUUUUAAUGUGAACAUACCUAAUUCACACUUUCUGCAACAGUACACAAAGUGAAACACAGCUAUCCUACAAAAGACACACGGAUCCAAAUUUUGUGAUGCAGUUCUCCAAUCAAUUCUCCAAUUAUUCAAAGAUGUGGAAACUAGGCAUAAAAAUGCAUAUAUUAAUGAAGAUAACAUAUGAAUGCAUUUAUUAGAGAACACUGCUUUGCAAAUAUGUGCAUAUGAAGCCAAGUAGCAUACAGUCAUGUGUACGAGGAUAAAAUUGCACUAAAUUGCUGAAGAAUUUUCAUGAGGACUUAAAAAAUGCAAAUUGAUGCAGAAAUGUGGAGCUCAGCUUAAGAUAAGACUGGAAAAAGUAGAAACUGAGAGAAGCAAAAAUUGAAAGGUGAGUCAUCAGUCUAAACCAAGGCUGGACCAAAGUCCUGGCCCAGUUUCCCAAAAAUAUUACAGUGGUACAUCAGGAUGCGAACAGGAUCCAUUCCGGAGCCCCCUUCGCAUCCAGAAGCAAACAUAACUAGCGUCGGCACAUCUGCGCACACGCACGUUGCUUUUCACCACUUCUGCGCAUAUGCGUGAUGUCAUUUUGAGCGUCUGCGUAUGCACGAGCGGCAAAACCCAGAAGUAACACGCUCCGUUACUUCCGGGUUGCUGUGAAGCGCAACUCGAACGUGCUCAACAUGAAGCAUAUUCAACCCAAGGUAUGACUGUAUUCAAUUUUCCAAGUGUCCAAUUUUCUGUUGCUUUCUUUGGUGGGUGGUAUUUCUCCAAAAUUUUCAGAAGGCAUUGCUGCUGGAACACCACACUGCAAUGCAGCAUUGCAUUCCAGGUGGACUAAACCACAAGUUAUUCAUUUCCCCUCCCUCUGAGUUUUCCACUGAUACCUCUCCAGGCUGGGAAAGUGCUUCAGAUGGAGAAGUUAGGGUGAUCAAUUGAGUUACACCUGGUAACUCUUCAACUGAGCUUGCUAGCAGCACCCAAAUAUUACAGUGAUGAAGAGCAAAGAAAGGUAGCCUCUUCUUGGGUUUGCUGGCUGACCUUAAGCCUCCUUCUCUUCUGUUUCCAGACAGGCCUGUUAUCUCCAUUCUGGCUGUCAGUGGUACCUUACCCAUCAGAAGGGGAGAAAACUUUACCAUCACCUGCCAGGCGGAUGGGUCUCCAGCUGCCAGCUACUCCUGGAAGGUGCCUCAGGCCUCCAACCUCAACUACGGUGGCAACAACAGCACAGUGACUGUUGCCAGCGCAGAUGGACAGAACAGUGGUGUGUAUGAGUGCACAGCCAGCAACAAGCAUGGGCAGCAGCGCAGCCAGGUGGAGAUCAAGGUGGAAGGUGAGGCCCCAUAGCAGAAAGGAUUUGAAAUACUGCGUGCCCUUUUGGUUGCAUCUUGAGUGCUAGAAGUCAGAGCUAGACAAUCCACCCCAACUGAGUGUUGGCAAAGGAGCAGGUCAGUCAAGACUAUGUGAGCAGCAGGUGCAAGUGCUUAACAGGUGUGUGUCCUGGAAGCUUAAAUCUAUGCCAGGGGAAGAAAACUAGGCUGUCAGUAUUUUACAGCAGGCAUAGACAUGCAUACUGGAAAUUUAGGAUUGCACUAUUAAAGUGGAUUAAAGCACAACAAAUUCACUUUUUAAAAGUGAUGGAUGGCAGCUAACAGAUUGAAGAUGAAUCCCAACAAGACAGAGGGUGGGCAGGUGUGGGGGACUCCCUGGUCCUGAAUGGAGUAACUGUGCCCCUAAAGGACCAGGUGCGCAGCCUGGGAGUCAUUCUGGACUCAGCUGUCCAUGGACGCGCAGGUUAAUUCUCUGUCCAGGGCAGCUCCAUCUGGUAUGCAGGAUGAGACCCUACCUGCCUGUGCACUGUCUCACCAGAGUGGUACAUGCCCUGGUUAUCUGCCACUUGGACUACUUUGAAACUACAACUAAUCCAGAAUGCGGCAGCUAGACUAGUAACUGGGAGCAGCCACUGGGACCAUAUCACACUGAAAGACCUACACUGGUUCCCAGUACAUUUAUGAGCACAAUUCAAAGUGUUGGUCCUGACCUUUAAAGCCCUAAAUGGCCUUGUAUACCUGAAGGAGCGUUUCCACCACCACCGUUAAGCCCAGGCACUGGGAUGCAGCACUUCUGGCAGUUCCCUCACAGAGGUGAAACUACAGGGAACCAGGCAGAAGGCCUUCUUGGUAGUGGUGCCCACCCUGUGGAACACCCUCCCAUCAGAUGUCAAGGAGAUGACCUUUAGAAGACAUCUGAAGGCAGCCCUGUAUAGGGAAGCUUUUUAAGGUUUCAUGUUUUAUUAUGUUUUUAUAUAUGUUGGAAGCUGCCCAGAGUGGCCGGGGCAGCACAGUCCGAUAAGCGGGGUACAAACAAUAAAUUAUUAUUAUUAUUAAAGCAAGCAAGCAAGCAAACAAACAAACAAACAAACAAACAAACUCUUUGUGGUUAGAAAAGUGACGGGAAAAUGCACUGAAAAGUGUGGGGAGAGCAAGUGAUAGAUGAGUAUACACACCAUGCAAGCAAAUCUGGAUGGAUGUUCAUUGUUAUGUAACCUCCCCAGAAACAAAUCAGAAUGAAUGCUCAGCAAAGACCAGACAUCACCUAACCUCUGUGUAAGCUUUGUGCAGAGCAAAUCAGAAUGAAUGCUCAACAGGUUGUAUGGAGAAGCCUACAAUGUUACAGUGGGGGUACAAUCUCCUGCCUCGCUUCUUAGAAAAAUGAAAUGCAGUCACCAGAAGCUGAAAAUAUAUGGGAGAGGAAUGGCAGGGUGGUGAAGAGUGGGAGUUCAUUUUAUCCUUUUUCUUUCUGUUUUUCUGUUCAAAAUCACAUGCACCCCCAGCUGUUUUUCCACUUGCAGGAGAAAAGAUACAGACAGCCAUUCUUCCCACCCUGCCUGCAAGUUGAAAAACAGCAGGAGGGAAGGCUGAGUGAAUGGGGAAACACCUGGAGGAGAAAACUUUCCUUUUGUAAGGCAACACACUGAAUACGCUGUUAAGAAUACUCUGCUUCCUCCUUUGCAGAUCAUUGGCUUUACAUUAUUGCUGUCAUAGCAAUUGCUGCUGCCACCAUGUUGGUCCUGGGAGGAAUGGCUGGGGUCAUUUACUACCUCAAAUCCACAGCCUGUAAAAAAGGAGAGUACAAUGUCCGUGAUGCAGAGAAUUCCACCGAAGCUACUUGCCUAAACCGUGAGAGGACCUGUGAUGGUGACAUCUAUGGUAUACAGCUCACCAGAACCUGA
Podarcis lilfordi (Lilford's wall lizard) is the source of this 29747-nucleotide messenger RNA. NCBI's taxonomy places the organism in Eukaryota, Metazoa, Chordata, Lepidosauria, Squamata, Lacertidae. The record is from the annotation of a GenBank genome assembly.